AUGACCGACACGUACGCAAUGGAGAUCCUCGAGGUGUUUCCGGACGACGACGAGGCCACGAGCAUGGAGCAUAUCUCGGCCUUCCUUGCAACAAUGUCUGACUUUGGCCCGAGCUCGCCCACGACGUCGGUCGACCCGGUGCCGUCGAGCCCGAGCUCGGACGAAGCGCCGCCCACGAUCAACACACAAAAGAAGCGCGCCCGGCGCGAGCGACCUAAGCAAGAGAUC
Saprolegnia parasitica CBS 223.65 is the source of this 228-nucleotide messenger RNA. RefSeq lists its product as hypothetical. The annotation marks the transcript as partial. The record is from RefSeq and is a predicted model, not a curated record. The transcript has a single exon. NCBI's taxonomy places the organism in Eukaryota, Oomycota, Saprolegniomycetes, Saprolegniales, Saprolegniaceae.